Molecule: messenger RNA, 975 nt
Organism: Verticillium dahliae VdLs.17
Lineage: Eukaryota; Fungi; Ascomycota; Sordariomycetes; Glomerellales; Plectosphaerellaceae
Product: GIY-YIG catalytic domain containing protein
Exons: 2
Coding region: 1-975 (324 amino acids)
Biological process (GO): double-strand break repair via homologous recombination
Cellular component (GO): Slx1-Slx4 complex
Molecular function (GO): 5'-flap endonuclease activity; crossover junction DNA endonuclease activity
Source: RefSeq, a predicted model, not a curated record
AUGGCAGUCCUUUCCAGGCCGAUUCCCGCGCUUUACACCGUCUACAUCCUGCGCUCCACCGUCCGCCACGCCUCCCUCUACAUCGGCUCGACCCCCAAUCCGCCGCGCCGCCUCAAGCAGCACAAUGGUCUCGCGCGCGGCGGCGCUGCCCGCACGUCGCGCAGCAGCCUGCGACCGUGGGAAAUGAUCGCCAUCGUCUCCGGCUUCCCCAGCAUGAUUGCCGCUCUGAAAUUCGAGUGGGCGCUGACGAACCCGCACCUCUCACUGCACAUCCCGAGCGAGUCGCGCAUCUCGCGCGCCGCGGGCGUCAAGAAGAAUGGACACCCCAAGCGUCCGCGGCCCGGCAUCACGUCCAUCAUGUCGAACCUGCACCUGCUGCUGCGCGUGCCGAGCUUCGAGCGGUGGCCGUUGAAGCUGCACUUUUUCGUCAAGACGGCGCACAAGGCGUGGAAUGACAGCUGUGCCGCUGCUGAGAAGCCGGUCAGGAAGGGCCUUCAGAUCCUGACGGACUUUGGGCCUGGCGGAACCAUGGCGACGGACGCCGAGGCGGCUGGCGAAGCUGGAGAGUCGUCGACGGCAGCUCCCGGCACAGAAGAGAACUGGGGCGUCCAUGCGCUGCCUCUCGACCACGCGCCGAUGAAGGAUUUCGUCGAAAAGGGACGGUCCAUUGUCACGUUUGAGAGGGAGGGCGCGUGUGUCGUUUGCAAAGAACCAUUGGAGCAUGGCAGGGGAUUACACGUCAUUUGCUCGAACGGCAGCUGCGAGGGCGCGGGACACUUGUCCUGCUGGAGCCGCCAUCUUCUGGCCCAGGAGAGCAGCGAGGAAGCUGUUUUGCCCGUGGCGGGGCCGUGCCCGUGCUGCAGGAGUGAGGUCCGGUGGGAUGACUUGAUGAGGGAACUGUCGCUGCGAGUCAGGGGCGAGGGCGAGGUGGACAAGCUUCUGAAGGUCAAGAAGAAGCGUCAAGCGAAGACAUGA